AUGGCAGACGCUAUGGACAUUGACGCGCCCGAUUCGACCCGCAAUGCAACGGCGACGUGUCCACCAGAUCCCGCGGCGCCAAACGCGGGCGAUUCGCCUCCGCAAACAGCGACGGCACACGAGCAACGAGAGCCACAGGAGGCGGACGACGCGGCAGAUAAAGGAUGCCCGGAGCGCGAGAGCUCGAGCCGCAGCAGCGAAGAAGACCUGGUCGUGUCGCUGACGCGGCGCGGGGAGGAAGGGACGCAGCGAUUGGUCGAAGCCGCGGAAGGCGUGCUGUCCACGCUGAACCUCGUCAUGUGCAACGGAGCUUUCUGGGAAGCUUCUUCUGAAACUGCAGGCGGUGGAAAUGCAAGCUCCGAGCAACCACAGCAGCAGCAGCAGCAGCAGAGGCCAACCUUGGGAUUGCCGCCGGAUGCGGCAGCAGCAGCCAUAGAGAUGGCGCACCUUCGAUACAAGAACAUCUCAUCAGAGCUCCGUUCCUUGCUUCUGCGGUUGCAGGAAGAGAUGGAGAAAGGGACAAAGCAGGCCGGCCGGCCAGGGGACGACAGGGAAGGAACUCAACGAGCAGAGACCCAGAGGGUGGGCCAGGGCUCUGACCCAGGGUCUGCUGCUCCUGAUGCAGCACCUGACCGUGCAGCACCUGAAGUAGCACCUGAAGUAGCACCUGAAGCAACACCCGAGUCGCCGUCUGUAGAGGAGUUGACUGCACGAGCAGCGAUUCUGAGAAAGCAAAUUAGGAGGUGCAACGUGCGGCUGAGAGCAGCAAUGGAGGCUCUGAGGGGGAAAUCAGACAAUGCCACUCUCACCCCCCUCUUCUGCUCCCCUCUGUGCACCUCCUGCAUCGUAUGA
This is a messenger RNA of Closterium sp. Yama58-4, 852 nucleotides long. The record is from the annotation of a GenBank genome assembly. NCBI's taxonomy places the organism in Eukaryota, Viridiplantae, Streptophyta, Zygnematophyceae, Desmidiales, Closteriaceae.